Messenger RNA from Capronia coronata CBS 617.96, 1227 nucleotides. RefSeq lists its product as uncharacterized. The transcript has a single exon. Gene Ontology annotation, molecular function: hydrolase activity. The record is from RefSeq and is a predicted model, not a curated record. NCBI's taxonomy places the organism in Eukaryota, Fungi, Ascomycota, Eurotiomycetes, Chaetothyriales, Herpotrichiellaceae. Bases 1 to 1227 code for a protein of 408 amino acids.
AUGGCUUAUACACAUCAAGACUCCCCCGCCGACGCGACGGAUCCAACAACACUCCCUUCCAUUGACCUCCCUCCUGGCAUCAGAGCCCGCUUCGUGGACACCAGUCCCCACAGCCUGGUCUUCCACAUCCUCGAGUCACUCCCCGCAGAUAUCGACCCAACAGGUCCCAAACCUGAAUUGAUCCUCUUGAUCCACGGUUUCCCAGAAAUUGCAUACUCAUGGCGCAAGAUCCUGCCUCUUCUCUCAGCGCAAGGCUACCAUGCUGUAGCCUUCGAUCAGCGAGGAUAUGGGCGCACGUUCUCGCGUAAACCCCUCGAAGCACUAUCGUUUCGUCCUUUGAACCUGAUCAAGGACGCUGUUGCUCUCGUCCAGGCUUUAGGAUAUUCAACCGUGGCUUGUGUAGUAGGACACAAUUUCGGCGCCGUGACGGCAAGCUUCUGCGCAUUGUCAAGGCCAGACAUGUUCAAGCGCCUGGUGGCCAUGUCACACCCGACCAAAGGACCUCCUCAGGUUCCCCUGUCCAUAUCUCCGUCCUAUGGGCGGCCUUCUGAACCGCCUCCAGCUCCGCUGGACAUGCAAGUAGCGCUUUCCCAACUACCUCGGCCAAGGAAGCAUUACAAGUGGUACUACUGCACUUCCUCGGCCAAUGCCGAAAUGACAUACCCAACAGGGGCCGCGUUGCAUACAUUUUUGCGCGGCUACUUCCAUCUGAAGUCUGGAGAUUGGAACGGUAACGAUCCCCAUCCGCUAAAAGGAUGGACCGCCGACGAGUUGCAGCAACUGCCACGCUACUACAUUAUGGAUCUGGCGGAUACCAUGCGCCAGGCCGUAGCACGGGACAUGGAGAUGGAGGAUCCUCAGCUUGUCUCCGACCGCUCAUCGCGUUGGCUACCAGACCCUGAACUGGCCGUGUACGUCGGAGAAUGGAGCCGUACAACCUUCCAGGGCGGCCUGAAUUGGUACAGGGUCCAGACGCAGCCGGCGAUCGCGUCGGAUAUGGAGACCUGGUCCGGCGCAAAGAUCUCGGUCCCGACCCUUUUCGUCGCCGGGAAACGUGACUGGGGGACUUAUCAAGAACCGGGCGCCAUAGAGGCCAUGGAGUCUGGGAAGAGUGUGCAGCCGGGCAUGUAUAAGGGCACCGUACUGGUGGAGGACUCUGGACACUGGGUCAACCAGGAACAACCGGAGAGAUGUGUUGCUGAGAUACUGAAAAUGGUAGUCCAGUGA